This is a messenger RNA of Schizosaccharomyces osmophilus, 612 nucleotides long. RefSeq names its product GTPase Ypt1 (gene ypt1). Gene Ontology annotation, molecular function: GTP binding; GTPase activity. The transcript is spliced from 5 exons. Bases 1 to 612 code for a protein of 203 amino acids. The record is from RefSeq and is a predicted model, not a curated record. NCBI's taxonomy places the organism in Eukaryota, Fungi, Ascomycota, Schizosaccharomycetes, Schizosaccharomycetales, Schizosaccharomycetaceae.
AUGAAUCCAGAAUACGACUAUCUCUUCAAGCUUUUACUUAUCGGUGACUCUGGCGUAGGAAAGAGUUGCCUUCUCUUGCGAUUUGCAGAUGAUACUUACACAGAGUCAUACAUUUCUACCAUUGGUGUCGAUUUCAAAAUCCGUACUAUUGAGUUAGAAGGAAAGACGGUCAAACUUCAGAUUUGGGAUACUGCCGGUCAAGAACGUUUCCGUACGAUUACAAGCUCUUAUUACCGCGGUGCUCACGGUAUCAUUAUUGUUUACGACGUUACGGAUCAAGAUUCUUUUAGUAACGUUAAACAAUGGUUACAGGAAAUUGACAGAUACGCCGUUGAAGGUGUCAACCGUUUGUUGGUUGGCAACAAGUCAGAUAUGACUGAUAAAAAGGUGGUCGAGUACACUGUCGCCAAGGAAUUUGCCGACAGCUUGAAUAUUCCUUUCCUCGAAACAUCUGCCAAGGAUUCUACCAAUGUCGAACAAGCUUUCCUGACCAUGGCACGACAAAUCAAGGAGCGUAUGGGAAACACCACCUUUUCCUCUUCAAACGCCAAAUCUAGCGUCAAGGUAGGCCAAGGCACCAAUGUUUCUCAAGGCUCCAGUGGAUGCUGUUAA